UUACUACAACAAAGUGGACUUGGACAUCACCAACAAAGAAUGGGCAAAAAACCACAGCUUCACAGAAUGUAACCUUUGAUUCUUCCCUUACUGUGAUAACAAGCACUACAUCAUGAUUUGUGUCAACAUCAAAGCAGAGAGAUUUGAAGUACUCGACAGUCUCCGUCACAAAGACUUUAAAAAAUACUACAAACCAAUGGCAGACAGGGUUGUCCAGUACGCAAUCAACUACAUGAAGACACAGUUUGCAGAGAAGACAGUAAAGUGGGAGAGGUUUAACUGGUUCAACCUCGAGAAGGUUACACAACCAGAUCAAAUAUCAUGUGGGAUGUACAUCAUCAGGUGGAUGAGACACUGGGAAGGUAAGUACAACAGUGCCCUGACCAAAGACUGGAAGAGGAUUGAUCUCAUAAAUGAAGAAAGGGAGUGCCUGAUGUUGGACAUCAUUCUUGAUGAAGAAAAUCUUGAACGGGAAAGGAUCAUGAAAGAAGCAACAAAGUACUGCAACAUGAAGAACAAGAAGAAAGAUUUGAAAGAAAGGAGAUGAAAAUUCUAUUAUCGUUUGUGUUAAGUAGUAGGAGGGUAUAAGUAAGCUUUUGAGAACAAACUCACAAUGUUCAGUAGCCACUUCAUUUUAAUUAGUAGGAUGGUAUGAAAC
Molecule: messenger RNA, 658 nt
Organism: Linum tenue
Lineage: Eukaryota; Viridiplantae; Streptophyta; Magnoliopsida; Malpighiales; Linaceae
Source: the annotation of a GenBank genome assembly